Xenopus laevis (African clawed frog) is the source of this 2211-nucleotide messenger RNA. RefSeq names its product phosphodiesterase 1A S homeolog (gene pde1a.S). The record is from RefSeq and is a predicted model, not a curated record. Lineage: Eukaryota; Metazoa; Chordata; Amphibia; Anura; Pipidae. The transcript is spliced from 14 exons. The coding region runs from base 589 to 2157 and encodes 522 amino acids.
CCGUCUUCAUUAAACUGUGUGCUGCUCUUUCAACCCAAAAAACUUUCCGAAGGCACUUCCACUGCAACUGUAAAACAGCUGGGCAACUUUUAUUUUGAAGAAAAAAGAAAUAAAGAAGAAGUUUGGCUUGGAGCUGUGGUCAAGAUUUCAUGGUGUGGUUCUAUGUCGAGGAGUUGCGACGGAUACAAGCAGGAUAAAUUCUCAGAGCUGCACUAUGAGAAAUAGCUGAUCACUUUUUUUUUUUUUUUUAAACUUCAGCUGCCCUUGGCUGAGUUUCACUUUUCCUCGCAGACUCUGGAUGUCUGUGACUGUGGCCUCUCUCCUUUCUCAGUCAAUUUUAAACAUGUGUCUGUGCACAGUUUGCUUGGCAAAGUUGUGUGUACACUUUUGCUGGCUUUAUGGCCUCGUUCUGCUCAGCAGUUAAAGAGGGGAAUCUUCCCCAAAUUAAAACAGACCCCUUGUUUAACACUUUCAGCUUCACAAUAAGAAAGGAUCUUUUUUAGAAUUCCCCCCCUGGUUCUAUUCAUUUUCCUACUAGUGGUGAAUUUUUUUUUAUUGAUACGCUAUUUUGCCUUGAUUUCCAUUUAAAUGGGUGACCGUAUUACAAUCAAGAGAAAACAUCUCCAAAAGCCAAUAUUUAGAUUAAGAUGUUUGGUGAAGCAGCUUGAGAAAGGAGAUAUUAAUGUGACUGACCUAAAGAAUAAUAUAGAAUAUGCAGCAUCAGUAUUGGAAGCCGUGUAUAUUGAUGAAACCAGACGACUACUGGACACAGAAGAUGAACUUUCUGAUAUCCAUACGGAUUCAGUUCCAUUGGAAGUACGGGACUGGUUGGCAUCCACCUUCACCAGAAAAAUGGGAAUGAGAAAAAGAAGGCCUGAGGAAAAGCCAAAAUUCCGAAGUAUUGUUCAUGCAGUCCAAGCUGGAAUAUUUGUAGAGAGGAUGUAUAGACGAUCUUCCAAUAUUGCUGGUCUUACCUACCCAUCAUCUGUGAUAGCAUCUUUGAAGGAUGUUGACAGAUGGUCGUUUAAUGUAUUUACUCUGAAUGAAGCUAGUGGAGAGCAUGCCCUGAAAUUCAUGGUAUAUGAGCUGUUUACCAGAUAUGACCUUACUAAUCGCUUUAAGAUUCCUGUUUCCAAUCUUGUAUCUUUUGUUGAAGCUUUGGAAGUUGGUUACAGCAAGUACAAAAAUCCGUACCACAAUCUGGUUCAUGCCGCUGACGUUACCCAAACUGUGCACUAUAUUAUUCUUCAUACGGGUAUCAUGCACUGGCUCACAGAACUGGAAAUUUUGGCAAUGAUAUUUGCUGCUGCUAUCCAUGAUUUUGAGCACACUGGGACCACAAACAAUUUCCAUAUACAGACGAGAGCUGAUGUUGCAAUAUUGUACAAUGAUCGAUCAGUUCUUGAAAACCAUCACGUGAGUGCUGCCUACCGCAUUAUGCAAGAUGAUGAAAUGAAUAUUUUUAUCAAUUUGUCCAAAGAUGACUGGAGAGAUUUACGAACACUGGUGAUAGAGAUGGUUUUAUCUACAGAUAUGUCCUGCCACUUCCAGCAGUUAAAAACUAUGAGGAGCACAUUGCAGCAGCCGGAGGGGAUAGAUAAAGCCAAAGCCAUGUCUCUAAUCCUUCAUGCUGCAGAUAUCAGCCACCCUGCCAAACCUUGGGAUAUGCACCUGAGAUGGACUAACCUACUGAUGGAGGAAUUCUUCCUACAGGGUGAUAAAGAGGCUGCAUUAGGGCUUCCAUUCUCCCCACUCUGUGACAGGAAAUCCACAAUGGUAGCUCAGUCACAAAUAGGUUUUAUUGACUUUAUAGUGGAGCCCACAUUCACACUUCUAACCGACUCAACUGAGAAAAUUGUUUUUCCUCUUAUGGAGGAAGCGGCAAAAUCUGAUAAUUCAGUCUUCGAUAAAUCCAGCCAGAAUAACUCGGAAGUGGUUCAUGGCACAGACACACAACGGAAACCCAGUGUGCGGACUUCCCAAACAGAUGGAAGCUCACCGAAUGAAUAUUCCUUAGCAACCGUAGAUCUACAUUAUUUCAAAAAGAAUUUGGUUGAAAUCAUUCAGCAAAAUAAGGAACGAUGGAAAGAACUGGCUGCUCAGGAGAGAAAUUUAAAAUCAAUGCACAAAAGUGAAGGAGGCACUGGAGGAAUUUAAUACUUACUGUUGUGUAAAUGUGAAUCCAUACUUGCUCUCCAGAGAUGGGGUCUC